Molecule: messenger RNA, 1182 nt
Organism: Lemur catta (Ring-tailed lemur)
Lineage: Eukaryota; Metazoa; Chordata; Mammalia; Primates; Lemuridae
Gene: KCNJ9
Product: potassium inwardly rectifying channel subfamily J member 9
Exons: 2
Coding region: 1-1182 (393 amino acids)
Biological process (GO): regulation of monoatomic ion transmembrane transport; potassium ion import across plasma membrane
Cellular component (GO): plasma membrane
Molecular function (GO): G-protein activated inward rectifier potassium channel activity
Source: RefSeq, a predicted model, not a curated record
AUGGCGCAGGAGAACGCCGCCUUCUCGCCCGGGCCCGAGGAGCCGCCGCGCCGCCGCGGCCGCCAGCGCUACGUGGAGAAGGACGGCCGGUGCAACGUGCAGCAUGGCAACGUGCGCGAGACGUACCGCUACCUGACCGACCUGUUCACCACGCUGGUGGACCUGCAGUGGCGCCUCAGCCUGCUCUUCUUCGUGCUCGCCUACGCGCUCACCUGGCUCUUCUUCGGCGCCAUCUGGUGGCUGAUCGCCUACGGCCGCGGCGACCUGGAGCACCUGGAGGACACCGCGUGGACGCCGUGCGUCAACAACCUCAACGGCUUCGUGGCCGCCUUCCUCUUCUCCAUCGAGACGGAGACCACCAUCGGCUACGGGCACCGCGUCAUCACCGACCAGUGCCCCGAGGGCAUCGUGUUGCUGCUGCUGCAGGCCAUCCUGGGCUCCAUGGUGAACGCCUUCAUGGUGGGCUGCAUGUUCGUCAAGAUCUCGCAGCCCAACAAGCGCGCCGCCACGCUCGUCUUCUCCUCGCACGCGGUGGUGUCGCUGCGCGACGGGCGCCUCUGCCUCAUGUUCCGCGUGGGCGACCUGCGCUCCUCGCACAUCGUCGAGGCCUCCAUCCGCGCCAAGCUCAUCCGCUCGCGCCAGACGCUCGAGGGCGAGUUCAUCCCGCUGCACCAGACCGACCUCAGCGUGGGCUUCGACACGGGCGACGACCGCCUCUUCCUCGUCUCGCCACUCGUCAUCAGCCACGAGAUAGACGCCGCCAGCCCCUUCUGGGAAGCAUCACGCCGCGCCUUGGAGAGGGACGACUUCGAGAUCGUUGUCAUCCUCGAGGGCAUGGUGGAAGCCACUGGAAUGACAUGCCAAGCUCGGAGCUCCUACCUGGUGGACGAGGUGCUGUGGGGCCACCGCUUCACAUCAGUGCUGACCCUGGAGGACGGCUUCUACGAGGUGGACUAUGCCAGCUUCCACGAGACCUUUGAGGUGCCCACGCCCUCGUGCAGUGCCCGGGAGCUGGCAGAGGCUGCAGCCCGCCUCGACGCCCAUCUCUACUGGUCCAUCCCCAGCCGGCUGGAUGAGAAGGUGGAGGAGGAGGGGGCAGGGGAGGGGGCCGGUGGGGAAGCUGGGGCUGACAAGGAGCAGAAUGGCUGCCUGCCACCCCCAGAGAGUGAGUCCAAGGUGUGA